This is a messenger RNA of Rasamsonia emersonii CBS 393.64, 1269 nucleotides long. RefSeq names its product Ferrochelatase. Gene Ontology annotation, molecular function: protoporphyrin ferrochelatase activity. The transcript is spliced from 3 exons. Gene Ontology annotation, biological process: heme biosynthetic process. The record is from RefSeq and is a predicted model, not a curated record. The coding region runs from base 1 to 1269 and encodes 422 amino acids. Lineage: Eukaryota; Fungi; Ascomycota; Eurotiomycetes; Eurotiales; Trichocomaceae.
AUGGCGCUGCGCAAUCCCUUCUUAAUACCCGGGCGCAUAAGCUCAAGCUAUCCAUGUGCCAACAUCAGACCCGCGGCGCGGAGUCUUCUAGCAUGCAAUUGGAAUCAGAGGUCUGGCCUGGCGACGUCGGUGUCGCCGGCGAAGGGCUCCAAAGGCCCGACGGCCAUGGUCUUUCUCAACAUGGGCGGCCCGUCAACGACCGACGAUGUUGAGGACUUCUUGAGCCGAUUAUUUGCCGAUGGCGACUUGAUACCGCUUGGACGUCUUCAGAAAUACCUUGGCCCUCUCAUCGCUCGCCGCCGAACCCCAAUGAUCCAAAAACAAUACGCAGACAUCGGAGGCGGGUCCCCGAUUCGCAAGUGGUCGGAAUACCAAUGCGCGGAGAUGUGCAAGAUUUUGGAUGAGAUUUCCCCCGAGACGGCGCCGCAUAAGCCAUACGUCGCGUUCAGAUACGCAGCACCGCUGACGGAGGAGAUGUACGCGAAACUGCUGGAGGACGGGUUUGGCAGAGGCCGGGGCGGUCGCGCGGUUGCAUUCACGCAGUAUCCUCAAUACUCCUGUUCCACGACGGGGAGCUCUCUCAAUGAGCUGUGGAAAUGGAGGAACCGCCUCGAGGGCCGGCGCGCCAACGAAGACGAGGAGGGCACGAUCCAGUGGAGCGUGAUCGACCGGUGGCCGACGCAUCCGGGCCUGGUCGAGGCGUUUGCGAAGAACAUCGAGGACCAGCUGGCGACGUACCCCGAAGAGCGGAGGAAUUCAGUCGUGCUGCUGUUCUCCGCCCACAGCUUGCCCAUGAGCGUUGUCAAUCGAGGCGACCCGUAUCCGGCCGAGGUUGCUGCGACGGUGCACGCCGUCAUGCAGCGUCUCGGGUUUUCCAACCCCUACCGGCUCUGCUGGCAGUCCCAGGUGGGACCAUCCGCCUGGCUGGGAGCUCAGACGAACGAUACGGUGCAAGAGUACGUCAAACGGGGGCAGACGGACAUAAUCCUCGUCCCCAUUGCUUUUACCAGCGACCACAUCGAGACGCUCUACGAACUCGACCUGGAAGUCAUCAAGGAGGCCAACCAUCCCGGGGUCAAGAGGGCCGAGAGUCUGAAUGGGAGCCCGAUCUUCAUCCGAGCCCUCGCAGAGAUUGCCCGCGACCACUUGCAGAGCGGAGAGAAGUGCUCGCGGCAGAUGACGCUGCGGUGCCAGGGGUGCCGCAGCGAACGGUGUUUGGAGCAGAAGAAGUUCUUUGGAGGAGAGCAGCUGGCCUCUCUGGUGCGGUAG